UGCAUUUUUAUUACCCAACACCACAGGUCUGAUUUUGUCAGGUAUUUCUCUUUUAUCAAUCUAUAACAGUAAAAAAAAAAAAAAAAACAUGAUUAGUUGUUGAUUAUUUAUUUGUUAAAAGAUAAGUAAUUCUUUUGUAAUAUAUUUAUUAUAUGUUACAUAUUUGAUGUGAUUAAAUUCUGUGAUAACUGAUAAAUAAUGUAAAUUGAGAAAGUUUGAACACAUCUAGGUUACAUAAGAUAACACUUAAUAACAGUUUAACACUGUUUUAACUAGUUUUAACUCUCUCUCUCUCUCUCUCUCUCUCUCUCUCUGAACACUAUAGGAACACUAAUUCCACAAAAUCUCCCACUUACUCACUUUUACUGUUUUUAUACAUUAAAAAAAUUAAAAUCUGUCUUCUUUAUUCAGACACAGCAAUGCGUUGAUCAUGUCUGAAGUAUAGAAUGUUGCAUUCUGAGGUUCCUUCAUCUGGGUGAUUUUUGAGGGAACUAUUUUUGAUACAAUAAUCAAGUGCAUAAGUCAGACUGUAAAACAGGGGAAGGGGAGGAUGCGGCAGUGCCAUUUUGCUAUAUAUUAUAAGCGCUAUAAAUUGCUAUAAAUUAUAAGUGCUAUAUCUUAUAAGAUAUUUUGGCUUAAGAUUUUAUUAUUCAUUAUUUCUAGCUCAUUUCCUCACUUCUUGUUUUCACCAACGAUAAUUUAGGUGAGUCCCAAGCUCACUGCCUAAUGCUGUUAUAUAAGGCUUCUGGCAUGUUUCUCCUCACUCUUCAUCCUGUUUUAUAAAGCAGAUAAUUUUGGAUAUCUAGGCUUUGUAGGUGAUGUACAAUUUAAUAGUUUAAUGUAACCCCCGAAAAAAAAAACUCUUACUUUUCUUUCAUUAUUAUCAUUUUUGUGUGUAGUUAUUUUGUUAUAAUUAUACUUUGUAGUCUACUAGAAUCUCAAGAUCUUAUUUUUUUCCAUUUCAAGCAUACAUCAUUUAUUUAUUUGCAUAUGCAGAUUCCUUCACAUAUCCUCCCUCUCUUUCUCUUUCUUUUUUUUAAUUUACAUUUUCUUACUUAUUCUGUCUAAAUAUUACACAUAUUAAAAAGUAAAUUGUUUGCCCAUGAAUAAGAAAAGGCUAAAACAGUAUGCCUGAAUACAAAACAAAAUAAUAUAAAAUAAACUUGUCUUCCAGUGACAAGGUUUUCAACUUUAAUAUUUAACAAAAAUUUUGGAAAUUUACACAGUAUUUGGAAGUUGCUGUUAGUAGUGAGAUAUCCACAGAUAUACACUGGUGCUUGAAAGUUUGUGAACCAUUUAGACAUUUCUAUAUAUCUGCAGAAAUUUGACCUAAAACAUCACCAGAUGUUAAUUAACAUAUGUCUCCUGUGUUUAUAUAUUUCUGUAAAGCUGCUUUGAGAAAAUGUCCACUGUUAAAAGCGCUAUACAAGUAAAAUUGAAUUGAAUUGAAUUGAAUUCUAAGUAUGCUGGUCUACUUGGAUAACAUUGUGGUCAAAUACAUCAAUCACCAGGAUGGCAGGAGUUGGAUACUGAAAUCUCACUUGCCACCAUGACACAAUGGCGCAGGGGUCUGUAAACACGGCGCAUAUGCCUAGGAUAAUGUUUGCACAUAAAAGUGGUUUCCUAGAUCUGGAAGACAUUUGGCAGAAGCCCGGUGGACCUCUUCAACUCAAACUCAACUCACUGUUCAUUAUAGUUCUCUCAGGCAGAGAUGAACAGUCUGAUAGAAGAGGACGCACUAGUGCACAGCCUGUCUGCAGUCCAUGAGUUUCCACCUCUACUGCUGAUUCUGCCCAAAAUACACCGAAUUUUACAAUCAGAAUACAGAAUCUUGCUUGUGGCAAAAGUAAUCAGUUAGGCCGUGGUUUCCACUACUGCUUUCUCCAGUGGAUGAAAUACUUUAGGGGCUUCUUCUCUGAAGAGAUCAUUUGUCCAAAAUGGACCGAAUGAUUUGGCAUCCUUGGAUCUGUGGGUUUGGCCACUUGGAAUGAAGAGGAGUACUGCAACCCAGCAGUUAAAAAAACACUCCUAAAUGCAUGAGCCCCUGGUACACAGACCUUUUGUGUAAAAAUUACUAUCCUUACUACAGGGAGGACAUUAGAAAUAGACAUUAGAAAUUUCUCAUUUGUGAUGAAGGUGUUUGUGGGGUUUUUUGCAGUGUAUAGCAGAACAAUGGAUGGUGUCUCACUAGGUGGUUCUUAAACUUGUCAAAGCAUUGCUGAAGGGACCAUGAUGUGACACACUCCCCUAAGAGCAUUUUUAUAUCGGAUUCACAUGGGUCCCUUUUUCUUUUCUUUUUUUUAUUGCUUUUCAUACUAUGAUACAAGCCUGGGUUGGCUGGUUUCAUGAGUAGUGUGCUCUCAGAUUUAAGUAGAAUGGUUGUACAGAAACAAACCCAUUUUUAUUGUUUACUAUUUUGGAGGCUAUGUAAACUGUGUUGUAGGGCUGCCAUGGGAACCCUUUUAGGAUACAUGGCAUCAUGGACUCCAUGAAGUAUCAGGUGAUUUUAAAUUACUGGCUGCCUCUGCCAGGAACUUACAGAUGGGUCCUGUUUGGAUCUUCCAGCAAAACAUAGCCCAAAUCCACACAAAAAUGGUUCAAUCUUCACAGAAUCACACUAUGGCCAUCAUAGUCCCCUGACCUAAACCCAACUGACAUGUGAGUUGAGCUGAGGAGGAAAAUACUAGGACCCUGGAGGAUCAGUAUUGACUCUGUAUAAAGGAGUGGUCUCUAGAUUCCUAGUAUUUACAAAUCUCUUCAAGCAUUAGAGGACAAGAAUAAUUCACUUCAAUUAAGGUUAGAACCAUCUCAUAUUUUCUGUUUGAGAUAAGCUAAAUAACCAAAAAUUUUAAACCUAAGAAAAUUUUUUUUUAACCUAUGAGUCAGGCUAUUUGAUAAACUACUUAUAAACAAUGUUCAUAGUUGAAAAAUAUCAAAAGAAUUAUGCAAGAUAACACUCAAAUGUAUUUUUCAUUUGAGAUUUUACAUUUCCCAGAACCUAAAUGAUUCCUGUAUUUUCUAAUUUCAGUCACUGCCCUUUUGCUGUUCUACCAUGGAUACGGCUUAUGAACUGUGUAAUGAGCUAUUCAGUUGGAUUGAUAAGCAGGAGCAAUGUGCAGAAGAUCUCAUGGGUCUAGCAGAUGAACUGGGGGAGAUAAUGAAGGCAAAGAGCAAACGCCAGUUUCAGAUAAACACAGCAACCUUGAUUACUUACUUCAACAUGCUCAUUUUCGGCAUUUCAUUGUUUUUGCUGUCAGUUCUGCCUGCACUUGGUGUUGCGUUCGUGCUAUUGGGAUGUGUUUCAUGUGGACCGAGUUCUCUAACUCGUCUUACACACACAAUUGUGAAGAAAUGGAAGUCCAGUACAGCAAUUGAAAAUGCAGAGAAGACAGCUGAUGAAAUUAAAAAGAUUCUGAACAAUAUUGAGAGGCUCCAGAAGAAGCUGACAGAGGAGUGUGAGAUUCAAGGCCUUAAGGCCUCAUCCUCCAAUGAAGUACAGUGUGAAAUCACAGCAAGGAUCCUGAAGGCCAUUGCCAAACGGAUGAAGAAAGAUCUGCCUCUCAAUUGCCUUAGGCACCUCUUGAGGAAUGAAGACAUAGCUUCAGAGAUUCAUUUAGACAAAACCUUCUACCGAAAUGUCAGUGUUUUGCUAAAAGUUAUUGGAUAUUCUUUCUUCUCUCUGAAAACAAUAACACAAACAGACCAGGUCACAGAAGGAGUCCUUGGGCUGGUGUUGACACUUACUGAUUCGGUUAGUAACUGUGAAAAACUGAUUAAAAACAAACAACAACCAGAAGAUAUCAACUUUCUGAAGACAAAAGCUAGUGAAAUUUGUGACGCUAUGAUGAAAUUAAGGACGCAACUGAAUGACAUAAAAGAGAUACUACUUCAAAUGGAAUGUGACAUGGAUUUAACUGAGAAGAUAGUUGGUUCUCAAAUCUACAAAGGCACCAUUAACAUAAAAUACAAGCAGUACCAAGCGCAGAUAGAGAACUUUAUUGUCAUGUGUUCAAACCACACAGAACAGAAGGGCAUAGGAGCAAAAUGUUCCCCAGGCGAACGCAAAUUAAAUGGGGAAAAGGAGUCACAGGAGUCCACUGGAUCAGAAGACAGUCCUUCUGAUGGAGAAAGUAAGAGGAAGAAACUUACAUCUGAGCAGAAGCAAUCUGAUCUACAGCUUACUAUGGAAAAAAAGGAUGUGAAGUACAGACUGCCACAGAUAACCUUAUCCAACGUGCGCUCGCUUCCAAACAAAAUGCAGGAGCUCAAAGAAUUGUUGAUGAUAAUUCAAAAUGUAGAAUUUCUAUUAUUUAAUACGAGUGAUCUGAUUUUCUUCACAGAGACAUGGUUAAAGGAAAAUUCUCAAGUCUGUCAUUACAACUUGAGUGAAUCUGGGUAUGCCCAUAUAAGGUUAGACCGUAAUGCAGAGGAAACCCAGAAAAGUAGAGGAGGGGGACUGAUAACAUAUAUAAAAAACGACUGGGCAGAAAGCCUUGAGAUGGACAAAUCCAUUAAUACACCAAACUAUGAGUUAAUGAGUUUAUUAAUUAAACCAAAUAAUCACCCUGAGGAUAGUCCAGUAUUGAUCUUCAUCCAUGUGUAUAUCCCAGGGCGUAAUCGUAUAAAAGAUACCAGAGAAAAAAUACAUGACAUUUACCUAGAUUACUUUAACAGUAAUAAUCGUGCUCGUAUUUUCUUAUUGGGUGAUUUCAACAAGUGCAAAGUCACUCUUGACCUGGAGCAAUAUGUCACAUGCCCAACUAGAGGUAAGAACAUCCUUGAUAUGUGCUAUGGGAAUGUGCCAGAGGCUUAUAGAUGUGUAUGCAGUAGACCACUUGGCAAAUCAGACCAUAACGUAAUUCAUUUGCUUCCCAAAGACAAUCCCGAGUCAGAUAUCCAUUUUAACCCAUGUGACCAUAGGUAUGUUAAUACAAGGAUAGCGCAAGAAAGAGCAAGAAUAGAGCAAGAAAGAGCAAGAAUAGAGCAAGAAAGAGCAAGAAUAGAGCAAGAAAGAGCAAGAAUAGAGCAAGAAAGAGCAAGAAUAGAGCAAGAAUAGAGCAGGAAAGAGCAAUAAUAGAGCAAGAAAGAGCAAGAAUAGAGCAAGAAAGGGCAAUAAUAGAGCAAGAAUAGAGCAAGAAAGAGCAGUAAGAGAAACCCUAUUAACAUCUUUAUUUUUUUAAAUCAUAUAUAGACUUUAUUUACAUUUAAGUACACAUUGAGAAAGAACUAGCCUUGUGUACCUUAGCACCAGAGACACCACUGUGUCAUUGACUUGAGAAAAGACUCUUCUCCUUCGCAUCAAAGUAAAAAAAAAACAGCUAGAAGAUAAGUAAAUAGUUACCAGUAAAGUAAUUACUUAUUUAAGUAUUUAAAUAAGAACUAACUCGUUACAGUAUGACGUCAGAAAUAUGUAACUUUCGACAUCCAUGUGUUUGAGUGAAGUGUAUACUCACUGUUAUAAAUUUAACAAGCUAAUAUAUAUGUACACUGAUCCAAAGCACAUCCAAAGCAAAUACAGUAGAACUCAUUUAAAACGAAAGUGCUGCUUUAAGGUUGAUGCUGUGAGCUGCCAUGGUGAUUUGACACCACUUGCUGCACUUGGCACUUGCUGCACUUUCCAAGUGCGGGGGGGUGGGGGGGGGUGUCUUUGUUUUUUGUGUAAAAAAGGUGUAAAGCUACCAUGUUGCUAGUCUACAAUUUAUUCAAACAAAUUGCUUUGCUACAUAUUAUGAUGCUAAUUAAAUAUUUUAUUGAGGUUAAUGAGGUUUACCAUUAUUCCCCAGAAGGAUCUGUAAAAGUAUCGCAGGACCUGGGCAACACGAACCAACCCACAAAAAUUGCAUAAUGUAGACUGGGUGUGGAUGGUACCAAUAAGUAUCGUGUAAUUAUCUUAUUAACUUAGUUGAACAACUUUUAUAUAUUACAUACCAGAGAAAGGGUAAGAAGUGUGUAUUUAGUGCAUAACUUUACAUUUUUUAGUGAUAUUUUACAUUAUAUUAUACUGUAUUUUACUAGAUUACACAUAUUUUACAAUUUAUACUAUAUUAAACAUCUUUCACCCUA
Messenger RNA from Ictalurus punctatus (channel catfish), 6063 nucleotides. RefSeq lists its product as uncharacterized. Bases 3053 to 5056 code for a protein of 667 amino acids. The transcript is spliced from 3 exons. The record is from RefSeq and is a predicted model, not a curated record. NCBI's taxonomy places the organism in Eukaryota, Metazoa, Chordata, Actinopteri, Siluriformes, Ictaluridae.